AUGGCUUCAAGUACUAAAUUUGAGUUGACAUCGACCAGCCCUGAGGCCAGUUUUGCAGGAAAUUACCAAAAUGGGGAAAGGGGAUACUCUACUCCCACUUUGGAUAGGUCAACAAGUUUCAGAGACAGCACAGAGAUCAAGAAUUUUGCUUCUGGAAAGGCAAAUUCUAGAGGAAGUGUUUCGACUUCCGGAGAUGUGACUACAUUAUCUCAAUAUCUAAUGUUGGAGCCAAUUGUUAUUGGUGAUCAAAAGCAUGCGCGAUCUGGGGACUUAAGGAGGGUUCUUGGCGUUUCUAUUGGGAGCACUUCAGAAGACAACUCUUUUGGUGCUGUUCAUCUUAAGAAUUCAUCUCCUGGGGCGGUGGAGGAAUUGAAGCGAUUAAGAGCUAGUGUUGCUGAUAGUUGUGUUAAAGCAAGUGGCAGAGCAAAGAAGUUGGACGAUCAUUUGAUUAAGUUGAACAAAUAUGUUGAGGUGUCCUCUAAAAAGCAGCAGCAAAGGAGUGAGAUGCUAGCAAAUGAACGAAUUAGUGGUUCAAUCUUGAAGAUUGGAUCUCUGAUACAUCGAAAUACUACUGAAUUUGGAAGUCAAAAAUUUGAUGAGAGGCCUAAGAAUGGUGGAUUGAAUAAGCGCUUACGGACAUCAGUUGCUGAUAAUCGGGCAGAAUGUAGGGCCGGUGGAGCACCGCGGCAGCCUAUGUCAAUGUCAAGAGAAAGAGACAUGCUCAAAGAUAGCAAUGCAGAUUCUGAUACUGUUGAGGGAAAAAUAAGGAGAUUACCUGCUGGUGGAGAAGGCUGGGACAAGAAAAUGAAAAGGAAACGCUCAGUUGGUGCCGUCUUCUCUAGAUCUAUUGAUAAUGAUGGGGAACUAAAAAGAACAAUGAAUCAUAAGCUCCCUGGUGAAUCUAGCCUGCAAUCCGGUGAUUCCUCUCAUAGUAUCAGGUUAGGUGCUUCUGGCAGCAGCAGCAAAUUAGAUCCAGCUUCAUCUCCUGCCGGUUCAAGUGCCCGUACAACCCUCAAAGGUGAACAAGAAAAAUCCAUGCUUUCAAGGGAUCUCUCUCCAGGACCAAUGAAGGAGCGAACCUUAGGGAAACUAAAUGUUAGGAUGGGCAAUCGUGAGGGCAAUAGUGCCAUGUGUCCUAGUCCAAUAUUAAAAGGCAAGGCCUCAAGGGCACCACGGAGUGGUUCUAUGGUUUCAGCUAGUUCAGCUUCAAACGUAUCUCGUGUAUCUGGGACUUUGGAGAGCUGGGAACAACUGCAAGCAGUAAAUAAAACCUCGACCAUAGGUGGGGCUAACAAUCGAAAGCGUACAAUGCCCGCUGGAUCGUCAUCACCACCCAUCACUCAAUGGGUGGGUCAGAGGCUACAGAAGAUGUCACGAACCAGGAGAACGAAUCUGAUCCCUGUAUCAAACCAUGAUGAUGUCCAGAUGCAAUCUGAAGGAUGCUCACCUUCAGAUUUUAGCCCCCGGUUAAGUAGUUUUACCAAUGCCGCUCUUUCCAUCAAGGGUUCUGCCAGUGAAAACAUCAAUUUUAAAGCAAGAUCCGAAAAUGCCCCGUCUCCUGCAAGGUUGUCAGAAAGUGAAGAAUCAGGUGGUGGUGAAAUUAGAAUAAAGGAAAAAGCAUCAGGAAGUGGUGAUGGGGAGGAGAAGGAUGCAAAUACUACCCAGAAUGUUGGGCCAAUUGCAAUUCCCGUGAAAAAGAAUAAAAUUAUGGUCAAAGAAGAAAGUGGUGAUGGUGUGAGGAGACAAGGGCGCAGUGGGAGGAUGUCACCAUUUUCUAUGACUAGCACUUCACCGACGAGAGAGAAAAUGGAUAAUGAAGGGACAACUAAACCUCAAAGGAAUGCAAGGUCUUCUGAAAAGAAUGGAAGUAAGUCGGGUCGUCCUCUAAAGAAGCUUUCGGAUCGCAAAGGAUUUUCUCGUCUUGGUCACAUUGCCAAUGGUGGCUCCCCUGAUUGUAGUGGUGAAUCUGAGGACGACCGCGAGGAGCUCAUAACGGCUGCUAACCUUGCUUUCCAUGCUAGUCUUAAUGCUUGUUCGAGUGCAUUCUGGAAAACAGUAGAGCCCUUGUUUGCUUCCGUUGACCCUGAUGAAGAGUCAUUUUUAUCAAGACAGGCUGAUUACAGCCAUGAAAAUAUGGCAGCGCCUGAUUCUGUUUAUUUUGGCGGAUAUAGAAGCAUAAAAAAUGCAAUCCGCUCGGACAGCUCUUUGGAUACGAUGGGAUUUGUGGAUCAGCUCCGAGCUUCUCCAUUAUAUGGUUGCUCAGAAAGAGAGAGAAGAUAUGAUGUAGUUCCUCCGCUUUAUCAAAGAGUUCUCUCCGCUCUCAUUGUGGAAGAUGAAAUUGAAGAAUCUGAAGACACUGGUUUUGGGAGAACGAGAAGCUCAAUUCAUGACUCACGCUUCCUUAUUGGCGCUGACUGUAAACCUUUGGAUAAGAUAAGCCUCAGUGAGCCAAUGUUUGGUACUCAAACUCCGAAAACUAAUAACGCACACAUCGUUUUUUCAUGUAAUGGAAAUGCGAACUAUGAUAGAAGUCGCAACGCUCAAGAUCAUUAUGGUAAUGGUGAGGUGCUGCAAAGAGACGACGGAUAUGUGCACUCUGAGGUUGAAGUGCUGGUUAGACUCUCAAGGUGUGAUUACGUUCUACAAAGUCUGCAGGCGAAUAAUUGUGGCGUUUCUUCUUUUGAGUGCCAGUAUGAGCAGAUGUGUGUUGAAGAAAAGCUUGUACUUGAACUUCAGAGUGUUGGUCUGCACUUGGAAGCCGUGCCUGCUUUGAACGAUAACGAAGAUGAGGUGAUGAAUGAGGAAAUUGUUCAACUGGAGAAGAAACUUCAUGAACAGAUGAGAAAGAAGAAGUCUUGCUUGGAUACCAUAUACGAGGCUGUUCAAGAAGGCAAGAAUAUUGGUAGAAGGGAUCCUGAGCAGAUUGCCAUGGACAAACUUGUUGAGUUGGCAUACAAGAAACUUUUGGCAACUAAAAGAAGCUUUGCUUCUAAACAUGGGAUAGCUAAGGUGUCGAAACAAGUUGCUUUGGCAUUUGCAAAGAGGACACUUGCAAGAUGUCGAAAAUUCGAGACGGAUUCAAGAGCAAGCUGUUUUUCAGAUCCUGCUCUCCGGGAUAUAAUUUUUGCCACACCACCUCGUUUUGAUGACACAGAGAUGCUUACUUGUGCCGGUCGGAUAACUGCUAAUGAUGGCAGCUUGGUAGAUGCAUUUGAUGCUCGGGUUCACGAAUCGGAUCAGGCUUUCGCUAAAAACGGGCCAAUCUCAAAUAGAGCAAAGAGGAAGGAGCUAUUGCUUGAUGAUGACAACGAUUUAGUCGGGCUCGAAAUACCCAUGGAUGACCUGGCGGAACUCAACAUGUUCUGA
Striga hermonthica is the source of this 3366-nucleotide messenger RNA. Lineage: Eukaryota; Viridiplantae; Streptophyta; Magnoliopsida; Lamiales; Orobanchaceae. The record is from the annotation of a GenBank genome assembly.